AUGCCGGGAUCUCACAACGACAUCAAUGUACUUGAACGAUCUCCGGUGUUCAGGAGGCUUUGCAACGGGGAAUCGCCACCGGACAAGUACACUGUCAACAACCCUGAGUACAACAUGAGAUACUAUCUUGCCGACGAUAUCUAUCCUCAGUGGGAGAAUAUCCUCCCUCCCGAGGCGGCCACCCCUGCAUCUGCUGGCAGAAUAUCCCCCCUCUCCCUCCCGAGGCGCUCCCGCGAGCGCCGUCGGGAGGCAACCCUCGCGCCUCCCGUCCGGCCCUCUGCCCCGUCUCCCCCUCCCUCGCCGUCGCCGGCGGCCGAAGGCCGCGUGGCCGAGGCGACGGCGGGGCGGUUUGUCCCUGCGCGCGGAUGGAUGGCGUCGCAGGCCGCCUCCCUCCUGCCCGUGACGUCGGGUCCCAGCCGGCUCUUGCUCUGGCGCUCUGCCCCGCGCCCUUGUGGCCCGCCGGCGACUCCUCCCCUCCCCCUGCGGCUCGUGGGAUCUGGUGGGCACGGUCGUGCUGGCGGCGGAUCUGGGCAUCCCGCCCCAGAUCCGGUGGAUGUGCGGGUCAUCGAUGGCGGGGGUGGCCGGCGACCCCGUGGAGGUGGUGGUGUGUCGGCCGGUGUCCGCACUGCUCCGGUGCGGGGUGGCGGGGCGUCGGGUGGUGCUGACCAGGGCGUGCAGAGGCGCAGGUGA
Molecule: messenger RNA, 690 nt
Organism: Aegilops tauschii subsp. strangulata
Lineage: Eukaryota; Viridiplantae; Streptophyta; Magnoliopsida; Poales; Poaceae
Source: RefSeq, a predicted model, not a curated record